Messenger RNA from Oryzias latipes (Japanese medaka), 1540 nucleotides. It is a transcript of the gene marveld1, whose product is annotated as MARVEL domain containing 1. NCBI's taxonomy places the organism in Eukaryota, Metazoa, Chordata, Actinopteri, Beloniformes, Adrianichthyidae. Gene Ontology annotation, biological process: myelination. Gene Ontology annotation, molecular function: structural constituent of myelin sheath. The record is from RefSeq and is a predicted model, not a curated record. Gene Ontology annotation, cellular component: membrane.
UGACGCAUGGGCCCGCAAACAGCAAGGCUUUGUGGAGAGAGCGGAGUACCAACCAAGGAGGUGGAGAAAGGCCGAUUAGGAACAAAAACAUGACUCAGAUUAGUCGAAAAACUCUAUAAACUGUCAGAUUAUAAAGAAAGGCGGUAGGAAAUUAUAUUAAAUAGCUUCAAAUGCACAGAAGAGUCCAUCAGUCCAACAGAGGAGGGGCAAGCUUUAGAUUACAGGCCAUCCCAUCUUCAUCACCCAGCCCCCUCCCCAAAAAAACUGACUCCAACGGAGGAAACGGAAAACACGAAACAUAGCAGGGUCAAAACUCCGCAACUGUGCAAAGAAUUCCAUUUUUAUUUUUGUUUACUAAAACAUUUUUUUCCGUUUUUAAAGUUUUCCUCCAGCUUCCUGCAUCCACUUUUUGGCAGUUUGAUCACAACUGUUUGCAACUGGCUAACACCAUCCGCCCUACUUGGGGGACAAAAGGGACGUUGAUUGAUUGAUCUAGCUGGAGAGAUGUCCUCCCAGCCUCCCCAGUCCCAGAUGAGGGAGAACAUGCUGAAGACCAUCGGGAGCUUUUGGGGAAUCACCCGGAUCCUGCAGAUCGUGUUCGGAGCCGGGCUGUGGGUCACCAUCGCUGCCAACAAAUACGAGGGCUCCAUCCACUUUGUCCUGUUCGUGGCGGUCCUCUUCUGGCUCCUCACCCUCGCCCUUUUCUUCAUCACCCUCCUGAACAAGCAGGACCUGGUGCCUCUGCUCGGAGGGGAGCGCUGGUUGUCCACCAACUUGGCGCACGACGUGGCCGCCGCUUUGCUCUAUCUCCCUGCGAUUGGAGUCAUGAUCUACAAGACGGAGCGCAACUCGUUCUGCAACCUGGAUCAGUACAAGCACCUCUGUCUGUAUAAGAUCUACCUGACAGCCGCCGUGUUCGCUUGUCUGAGCUGCUGCGCUUAUCUCCUAUCGGUUAUUCAUGGGGGCUGCAGAAAGUGUCGUGGAGAUCAGACGCUCCUCUGAAGGAGGGAGGGGGGUAAAGUGGCUUUUGAGACCACUGCAAAAUGAGGAAUUCCUAAUUUCACUGUAACUUCACUCAACAGUUGUGUCUGCUGUCUUCUCUUCCUUCUUCCAGGCGGUGGAGAAGCGACAAAACCAGGCGCAAAGUUCAUUGUGCGCAAAUGCAUGCGUAAUUAGUGACAUUUACUGCAACCAAAACAGUCAUUGUCAAAUGAAAGACAUAAUCCAACAUAAAAUUCCAACAAAAAAAAAUACAUUUUAUAGAUUUUGAAGAUACUUUUUUAUGUUAUGUAUCUAACUGCUGCAGGUGUGCUCACAGUUGUAACUUCAGGGGUAAUUAUUUCAUGUUUUUGUAUUUUAUGUUUUCUUGUGCUUGUGUAACAGCAUCUGUUUUUUUUUCUUACUCACACUUUUUUGUUUUUGUGUCCAAAUGCUGUCCAAGUUUGUGAGCAGCAUCACUGCUGUUGUCCAUGGUCCAAACAAAAGUCGGUACUAUAUGUACUAUAUGUAAAAACCAAAGAAUAAAGUCAAGUGCAUUGAG